AUGGGCCGCGCGAAGCUCUCCAUUAAGUAUCAAGAAAACUGUAGAGCUCGCCGCGCAACUUACCUAACGCGAUUGAAAGGAUUGAAGAAGAAGGCCGGCGAGCUCUCGCUCCUCUGCGGCGUGGACGUACUAGUUGCUUCUUUUUCUUCGGAACUCAACACCCUUGAAUUCUGGCCGGAAAAUAAUACACCAGAAUUCUGCCGGAUUAGAGAACGUUACUUGAAGGAGAGCGCUCAUUACGAAGAAAAUGGAAAAAUUACCGAACAACAAAUUUCAUGUCAACCAAAGCCUUCUCCUUCCUUUCCUUUGCCGACAUUCCUUGAAGAGAAAGCAGCCAUCAAAAUCAAAUUACUAGAGGUGAGGGAGAGGAUAGAUUUCCUCCAACGCCAAAGUACAGAGGUACUGGAACGGCUUCAACCGCAGCAAGCAAUUUUCAUGCCUUCGCAGCAACAGCCGCAGUAUCUUCACCUGCAUCAGCGACUUUCCCCAUUUUUCCACUGUAUUUCUCCUCAGCUUUCUGUUGAUUUUAGUAUUCCAUUACAACAGGAUCUUCUCCAUCUUCAGCAGCCUACUCCAUUUGCACAAUCUCUUCCUCCUCGCGAACAACCUAAACAAGUUUCCCCAUCUCUUACUCCUGAACAACUCUUCUCGUAA
Dendrobium catenatum is the source of this 654-nucleotide messenger RNA. RefSeq names its product agamous-like MADS-box protein AGL66. NCBI's taxonomy places the organism in Eukaryota, Viridiplantae, Streptophyta, Magnoliopsida, Asparagales, Orchidaceae. Gene Ontology annotation, biological process: regulation of transcription by RNA polymerase II. The record is from RefSeq and is a predicted model, not a curated record. Gene Ontology annotation, molecular function: DNA-binding transcription factor activity, RNA polymerase II-specific; RNA polymerase II cis-regulatory region sequence-specific DNA binding; protein dimerization activity. The transcript has a single exon. The coding region runs from base 1 to 654 and encodes 217 amino acids.